AUGGAAGAGGCUGCAAUCUUCAUGGUGGGAAACAAUACUGAUCAAGACUAUGAAGCAUUGGAGGAAAUUUUUGCGUUUAAUUCACAAUCGGAUCAUGGAGAUUACAAUGAAUACAAGUUCUUGGCUGCUAUUAUUUACAGUGCUUUAGCUAUAGGAGGUUUGGCUGCAAAUAUUCUUUUUUGUUAUGUGAUAUGGAGAACUGACAAGCUACAUACGGUUACACAUAUGUUAAUGACAAAUCUUGCCGUUUCAAAUAUCCUUUUCCUGAUGUUUCAUCCACCAUAUUUCCUUACAACAUUUAUUCUGGAAUCAAAUUGGAAAUUUGGAUCUAUCAUGUGCAAAGCAUCGUUCUCUGUGGGUUAUGUUACUGUGACAGGCUCUUUCUACUUUAUGUGUUUGGUGGCUAUCGAUCGAUGGUUGGCAAUAUUCUUUCGAAAAAAACGUAUGGAUCGUGAACAAUGUAUUUUUUUAACAACGGGAGCAUGGAUAUUAUCCGUGAUUGUGGCAUCACCAUACAUUUACAAAAGCCAGGUAUUAGAUAUGAACAUUUUACUGGAUGAUGAUCCACUAAAAACUGUUAAAACGGAAGUAACACGAUGUGGUGCUGAAAGUAUGCCAUGGGAUGAUAUUGCACUAAUUCUCACUAUUCUUGUACAAUAUGUUGUUCCAUUAGUGAUUAUGAUACCUGCAUAUUCUCAUUUAUCGUAUUUUCUUUGGCAACGGCCUACUGUAGGAAUACAAUCGAAGGAACGAGCACGUAAAGCGAAUGCAAAACGGAGGCGACUAACAAUUACACUUAUUGCCAUCAUCUCUUGUUGGUCACCGUUGUUUUCGGUUGGGAUCCUACAUCGUUUUCAUCCAGAAGUCUCAUUUCCCCUAUACAUAAUCACAUCGAUGAUCGCAUUGGUUGGUGUGUUGUGUACACCUUUGUGUUACAUGGCAAACGAUGGUUUUCAUCAACAAAUCGUUCAACUUUUCCCAUGUUUACAAGUGAAUGAAAAUCCAAGUGAUCAAGCAUCCCAGCGUUUUCUUGAAGGAGAGGCAAUUACACGACAUAAAAAAGCUGCAACCGUUGCCACUUAUAAUACAACGGAUACAUCCGUAGCUUUACACGAAAGACAAAAAGGGAGUAAUGAGACUAAUAAGGAUUCUCCAAUAACAUCGAAGAUUCCGUGCAAAACAAAUCCCAACGAUGAUCAACGUGGAGAUAUCGUAUAA
Necator americanus (New World hookworm) is the source of this 1218-nucleotide messenger RNA. RefSeq lists its product as uncharacterized. Gene Ontology annotation, cellular component: plasma membrane; neuron projection. Gene Ontology annotation, molecular function: neuropeptide receptor activity; neuropeptide binding. The record is from RefSeq and is a predicted model, not a curated record. Lineage: Eukaryota; Metazoa; Nematoda; Chromadorea; Rhabditida; Ancylostomatidae. The transcript has 13 exons. Gene Ontology annotation, biological process: G protein-coupled receptor signaling pathway. Bases 1 to 1218 code for a protein of 405 amino acids.